AUGACGCACAGAGGAAUCGAGGCGAAUCCGGAGGAAAUCAGAGCCAUCAGAGAGAUGUCACCCCCAAUAACGAAGAAGGAGGUCCAGAAUCUAACAGGACUAUUAGCAGCUUUAAAUCGUUUCAUUUCACACUCUUCGGAUCGAUUCAAACCAUUCUUUGAUGUGUUGAAAAAUGCAGCGAAUUUUGUUUGGACGAAUGAGUGCGAAAAAGCUUUCGAUGAGAUCAAACAGUAUUUGUCAACUCCUCCAGUUUUGGUGAGUCCAAAAACUGGACAACCUAUCGGAGUUUAUUUGGCUGCAGCGGAGUACGCGGUAAGUGCAGUGUUGUUUGUUACGGAUCCACAUGAAAAGCCUGUUUACUUCGUCAGUAAAUUUCUGACGAGGGCGGAAACACGAAACAAGAAAAUUGAGAAGAUAACACUUGCACUUUUCCAUGCAUCUCGUCGUCUCAAGCCUUAUUUCCAAGGCAGAACUGCAGAGAAGGGACAUGCCCUGGCCGCACUGCUAGCAUAUUUUCCUGUGGACGACAUAGAAACGGUUGCCGGAGAAGAAGAGGAAUUGUUCAAACCCAUAGAGUCAGCCACUAAUCAGACCGGGGGCGAGUCCGCAAUGGAGGUUGAUACACCUGAACCAUUAUGGACUGUAUUUACUGAUGGGUCAUCAAAUGUUGGUGGAUAUGGAGUUGUAUAUGUCAUCCUUACUCCCGAAGGAUCGAGGAUCGAGAAAGCAACCAUAUUGGGUUUUCAAGCAUCAAACAAUGAAGCUGAAUAUGAAGCAGCAAUUAUCGGUUUAAAGGCUGUCAAACAGUUAGAUGCGAAGAACGUGAAGCUGUUAUCUAGCAUCUCUGAUAGCCACCUUGUUCUGGCUCUCGAACACGCUAGUGGGGGCGAGAGGCCAACUACAUCAGCACAGGGAGAUAUUGAAAACAUUGACAUCAAUAUGGAUAUUGACAGUCCAAUGAUUGAUGAUUCAGGCAAUCUUGCUGAAAACGUUUCAGACUGGCGUCAACCUUAUAUCAGGUAUUUGACAACUAGUGAACUCCCAGAAGAUGAGAAACUUGAUUCAAAGGUGAAAAAGAAUGCUUGGAGAUAUUCAAUGAUCGAGGGGAAGCUAUACCGAAAACCUGUAGCUUUGGAGCCAUUUUUGCGGUGCAUAUCAGCCGAAGAAGGGCAACAGAUAUUGGCGGAGGCUCAUGAAGAAAUAUGUGGCAACCAUUCUGGAGGGCGCAGUCUCUCGCACAGGAUACUUACCCAGGGAUACUUCUGGCCAUACAUGCAGAAAGAUGCUAAAGAAUACGCGCAGAAAUGCAUAAAGGUGAUUUCCAGUAGUGACCACUCUUCUAGCUCUUCUGAGGAAGAUUCCAAGACUUCCAAGCCAAAAAUGAAGAUUUCUGUAGCGGAGGCACGUGCCAAAACGGAUCGGUCACUGAAGGAUGCUAAUAAUAUAAUAAACAGUAUGUCUCUCGAUCAUAUGAGAACUGUCCAUGAUGGAUUUUUAAAGAGAGAAGCCGAAGACGAAAAGCUGGCAACUUAUCGGCAAAAACGACGUCGACUUCAGCAGACAAGGCUAGCAGCUGAGGAUGAAAUUCGGUCUCACGCUCAUGGUGUGGCGUCAAAUUCAGAUGCGGAAGAAGUUGAAUUUGUCUGGUAA
Messenger RNA from Papaver somniferum (opium poppy), 1650 nucleotides. RefSeq lists its product as uncharacterized. Gene Ontology annotation, molecular function: nucleic acid binding; RNA-DNA hybrid ribonuclease activity. The transcript is spliced from 4 exons. Lineage: Eukaryota; Viridiplantae; Streptophyta; Magnoliopsida; Ranunculales; Papaveraceae. The record is from RefSeq and is a predicted model, not a curated record. The coding region runs from base 1 to 1650 and encodes 549 amino acids.